AAAAAAUAAUAUGAAAAAGAAAGUGUAGUAGAUGAGAGAGAAAAGUAAAAACUAAAAACCAGACCAAAGUUUAGCGAGCCAAGGGGAAUACACUUUUCUUAGUUUCUUGUUCUGGAUCGGUGGUUGACUCUAGUUUUAACGGUUUCAGAUUUUCAGAUUUCUGUUUUUCCAGAUUAAUUGUAUGGGGUUCAAGUUAGAUCUGAGCUACAAGUAGACGACGUUUUCUUUGAGCUAAUCAUGAAGAAAUAGACUUGUAGUUUUCAUUUUGAUUUGAUUUGUUAUCUGUUUCAAAGGAGAUGUGGCUGCCGUGAUCAAUUCUGUAAAGGACAUAGGUAAGUAGUUGGGAUUGAAGAUUUUAAAAAGAAAUGGAAGAAGUAGGUGCUCAAAUGGCUCCUUCUAUAUUUAUGCAUCAUCAAGCACUUUCCAGUAGAUUCUGUGAGGCGACUUCUAUGGCGAAAAAGCGCCAUCUUCCGUAUCCAGCUCCUAAUUUUCAUCACCAAUACCAAUCACAGCAACAGAGAAUAGAUAACUGGAACCCUAAGCUAUGGGAUUGGGAUAGCGUCAGAUUUGUUGCCAACCCACUAGACGACUCUGAGGCUCUUCGUUUGGGAGCUUCAGUUGCUUCAGCGUCAGCAUCAGAGGUGAACAAGGUGACGACGGAGAAGAAGACUAGUGUUAGUGUUGUGAACGAAGACGAUGGACGGCUUGAUUUGAACCUUGCUGGGUGUUUGAAUAGUGUGGAGGAGCAUGUUUCCAGACCCAACAAAAGGGUCCGGUCUAGAUCUCCGGGAAGCGCCUCUUACCCUAUGUGUCAGGUAGAUAACUGUAAAGAAGAUCUCUCAAAUGCAAAAGACUAUCACCGCCGACAUAAAGUUUGUGAGCUUCAUAGUAAAUCUACUAAAGCUCUUGUUGGGAAGCAGAUGCAGAGGUUCUGCCAGCAGUGCAGCAGGUUUCACCCUCUUUCAGAGUUUGAUGAGGGAAAGAGAAGUUGUAGGCGCAGACUUGCUGGGCAUAACAGGCGAAGAAGAAAAACCCAGCCAGAUGAUGUUACCUCCCGACUGUUAAUCCCUCCCAACCAGUGUAAUGUUAACACCACCGGUGGGAAUUUGGAUAUAGUCAACCUGCUGGCCACGAUAGCUCGUGCACAAGGAAAAACUGAAGACAAAAGCAUCAACUGCUCAUCAGUACCAGAUAGAGACCAACUAAUUAUGAUUCUUAGUAAAAUAAAUUCGCUACCUUUGCCACCAGACCUAGCUGCAAAGUUGCCAAGUAUUGGAAAUUUGAAUAGGAAAAAUCCGGAGCAACCUUCUUCAGACUUCCAGAACAGAUUGAACGGGAACUCUUCUUCUCCAUCAACCAUGGACUUGCUAGCUGUCCUGUCAGCCACCCUAGCUACUUCUGCUCCAGAUGCUCUCACAAUUCUCUCCCAAAGACGUAGCCAUGGCAGUGAUAGUGAGAAAACAAAGUCGACCUGUCUUGACCAAGCAACUCCCAACUUUCAUAAGAGAACUACCUUAGAAUUUCCAUCUGUUCGAGGAGAAAGAAGUAGCACUAGUUACCAGUCCCCUAUCGAAGAUUUAGAUUGCCAAAUUCAAGAAACUCAUGCUAAUUUACCGUUGCAACUGUUUAGUUCUUCGCCUGAGGAUGACAGCCCACCGAAACUGUCAUCUUCAAUGAAGUAUUUCUCUUCUGACAGCAGUAACCCCACCGAGGAGAGAUCUCUGUCUUCAUCUCCUGUUGUGCAAAAGUUGUUCCCCUUGCAGAGCACAACAGAAACUGUGAAGUCUGAGAAGAAAUCUGUUAGCAGGGAGGCCAAUGCAAAUGUUGAAGUUAGCCGGACUUGUGGUUCUGUUAUGCCUCUCGAGCUCUUUAGAGGUUCAAAUAGAGGAACUGAUCAUAGUUCGUUUCAAAGUUUCCCAUACCAAACUGGGUAUACUUCUUCUUCUGGGUCUGAUCAUUCACCUUCUAGCUUGAAUUCUGAUGCCCAGGAUCGCACUGGCCGAAUAAUUUUUAAAUUAUUUGACAAGGAUCCUAGUCAUUUUCCUGGGGCGUUGCGGACACAGAUCUACAGUUGGCUUUCUAAUAGUCCAUCAGAAAUGGAAAGCUACAUACGACCUGGUUGCGUGGUAUUAUCAAUUUAUGUGUCAAUGUCAUCAGCUGCUUGGGAGCAAUUCGAAGGAAACCUGCUUCAGCAUGUCAAUGCUUUGGUACAAGAUUCAGAUUUUUGGAGAAAUUCAAGGUUUUUGGUUCAUACAGGCAGGCAAUUAGCGUCACAUAAGGAGGGGAAGAUCCGUUUAUGCAAGUCCUGGAAAACAUGGAGUUCUCCUGAGUUGAUCUCAGUGUCUCCUUUGGCAGUUGUGGGUGGGCAAGAAAACUCUCUUAUUUUGAGGGGCAGAAAUCUGACUAGCCCUGGAACCAAGAUCCAUUGCACGUAUAUGGGUGGAUACACAUCACAGGAAGUAACAGGGUCAACAUAUCAGGGAAUCAUGUAUGAUGAGAUAAACUUGGGUGGCCUUAAAUUUCAGGAUGCAUCUCCUAGUGUUAUUGGACGAUUUUUUGUUGAGGUGGAAAAUGGUUUCAAGGGCAAUAGUUUUCCUGUUAUAAUAGCAGAUGCUACAAUUUGUAAAGAAUUGAGACUUCUUGAAUCCGAAUUUGAGACAGAGGCUAAAGUAUGUGAUAUCAUUUCUGAAGAUCAAGCUCAUGAUUAUGGCAGGCCCAGAUCAAGGGAAGAAACUUUGCACUUCUUGAAUGAACUUGGAUGGCUGUUCCAAAGGAAAAGGACUUCUGUGCAUGAGGGCCCUGAUUAUUCCUUCUCUCGCUUUAAAUUUUUACUCAUAUUCUCGGUCGAACGUGACUGCUGUGCUUUAGUAAAAGCAGUCCUGGACAUGAUGGAGAGAAACUUGGAUAUGGAUGAUCUAUCUAAGGAAUCUUUGGAUAUGCUAACUGAGAUUCAGCUCUUGAACCGGGCAGUGAAAAGGAGGUGCAGACGCAUGGCUGACUUACUGAUUCGUUACUCUAUAAAUGGCAAUAACGAUACCAGGAAGUAUAUUUUCCCACCAAACCUUGCAGGACCAGGUGCUAUUACACCUCUGCAUUUGGCUGCAUGUACAUCGGAUUCAGAUGAUACGAUAGAUGCUUUGACAAAUGAUCCACAGGAGAUUGGGUUGUCCUGCUGGAAUACUCUUCUUGAUGCGAAUGGGCAGUCUCCAUAUUCUUAUGCCAUUAUGAGGAAUAACCACUCUUACAACAAGCUUGUGGAGCGUAAACUUUCCGACAGAAGAAAUGGCCAGGUUUCUGUGUCGAUUGGUAUGGAGAUAGAGCAAUCUGGUUUGACAGUGGACCAGGUGCAUAGGAUAAGUUCCCAAUUAAGAAAAGGGCAAAAAUCUUGUGCCAAGUGUGCAAUUGUUGCAACAAAAGUCAACAGAAGGGUUCCAGGUAGACAGGGCUUGCUUCACGGUCCUUACAUUCAUUCAAUGCUUGCCAUUGCUGCUGUCUGUGUUUGUGUCUGCCUUUUCUUGCGAGGCUCUCCAGACAUUGGUCUAGUUGCUCCAUUUAAGUGGGAGAACUUGGAUUUUGGUCCACAGUAGUGAUAAAUGGGAGACACAUGGAAAAAUAAGAGGAAAGAAAGUAGGGGCAUGCAGGCACCAUGAGCCAGAUAUUACUUGCGUCUUAUGGUGCAGUUAGGCGAGGGGAGAUAUACCCAGUAAAAGUAAUGUAGGGCUUGUUUGGAGAAGACGUUGAAUGGCAGAAAACUGCAUAUUACUUAACAAACCUGAGAUUUGGAAUGUUUUAGUUUUCGCCCUUUUUUUUUUUUCUGGCUCAUUUGUGUUUUUGGAUAUGAAGAAGUUUUCUCAGAUUGCAGAAAGCUACAGCUCCUUAGACCUACAGAAAUACAUAACUUGGAGGGUGGAAUUUUUGCAAUGAAAACAAAGCAAAGAUUUGAGGGAAAGGAUGAUUGAGUGAUGAGGCGAAGAAGAAGCGCAAGCAAGCAAAGCGAAAUUAUACUGGUCUGAGAACUUCAUUUAAGUUAAAUUAAUUUAUAUAGUUGUACUUCCACUUUGAUUUCUUUUUCUAAUUCUUGAAAAGCUACCGACUUGCAAGUAUAACUGACUUAUGUAUUGGUUUUGUCACUGUUGUAAAGUUGAUUGGUAGGAUGGAUCACUCACCGGACAAACUAUACCUGUAUGAUUUAAUAGUGAAAUAUUUGUUGACAUAUAUAUUUCAAAUAAGAGGCACUCCAUCUUUUGUGUAAA
Molecule: messenger RNA, 4253 nt
Organism: Pistacia vera
Lineage: Eukaryota; Viridiplantae; Streptophyta; Magnoliopsida; Sapindales; Anacardiaceae
Product: squamosa promoter-binding-like protein 14
Exons: 11
Coding region: 366-3587 (1073 amino acids)
Cellular component (GO): nucleus
Molecular function (GO): DNA binding
Source: RefSeq, a predicted model, not a curated record